Pocillopora damicornis (cauliflower coral) is the source of this 894-nucleotide messenger RNA. RefSeq lists its product as uncharacterized. Lineage: Eukaryota; Metazoa; Cnidaria; Anthozoa; Scleractinia; Pocilloporidae. Gene Ontology annotation, cellular component: plasma membrane. The record is from RefSeq and is a predicted model, not a curated record.
UAUUUGGAGAGAGAGGAAAAUUUCAUGUCCGAAACUUGAAUGUAGAGCGAGGGAAAUUUGGGAGAAAAUUUUUCCCAAAGUAUUAUGAAGAUCGUAUCAUUGGUUUUGAUCUUCGGAUUGUUUGCAGUGGGGUUUUCACGGCCUUCCGAAAAAAAAGCCAAAGCUGUGGAAAUAGUGGAUGAGUCUGAUAGAGAACUUAUCCGAGUUGCCAGGGGAGAUGUAGAGGAUGAGGAACCUAAACAGAAAGCUCACCUCGAAAAGAAGAGAUCCACUGAAGAGAUCAAACGGAAUAAAAGAGCCGCAGAGGAAGACGCUUUCUUUCAAGCUCUUCUGACGCGAGCGGCAGACAAGAAAACAGAAAAAAAGAGGUCUUUUGAUGAUGGUGCUGACAACACAGGAUAUAUAAUCCGAGAUGAUUGGAAGGGAGACUCAAAAAUUUCAGAUGCUGACAGGCAGGAGCUUGAGAGUCUUUUUAAUGCCAUUAACUCUCCUGAGGAUGAAGGAGAGGAAAAAGUUGAAGAAACAAGAAGUAUAAAGCCGGGUCUAGAAGGAAAGAUCCAACAGUUCAUUGAAUGGCUUAUGAGUCAGCCGCCUGACAAGUUUACCAAGUCCUUAUCGCACAUUCUUGAUGUAGAGCAGUCUUUGACAAAGAUGUUCUAUGACGGUCCGCCACAACAACAGCAGCAGGCAGACCAACAGCAGCAGCAAGGUCAGCAGCAAGGACAGCAGCAAGGACAGCAACAAGGUCAGCAGCCGCAGCAGCAACUGCAGCAACAAGAUCCAGCCGGUAAGCAGGCCCGUUUUAUUCCCAAAACGUUUACAUUAAUGGUUAGAAAAAGUACAAGGAAAGAUGGCUUCAUUGAUGCAAGGAAUAUUGUUUGUCCCACGGUUUAA